UGAUGCUAACUCUUUUAGACACUGUCCCCCUCAUUCACCAAUGCAAGGAGCACACAGCUGGAAGACAAUGCAAGCUACUAUGCUGGAGAAAGAGUAUAAGACUCCAGCAAAAGAAACAUUUUUUUCAGAGUUUUUGUCCUAAAUGACUAAAAUGGUGUUUAAAUUCCUAAAUAGGAGUAGGUAUACAUACUUUUAUUUGGGACCAUUGAUCCAAUUUUACGGUUUACCCUUCUAAUUAAUUUUAAUCGUGCUGAAACACCAACUCAGCAAGUCUGGUUGCAAGUUCGCUUAACAGACUGACAAAGAGCUGGGCGACAACGUGCAAGCAGCCGCAGGCCAGCAGCCAGCAGCGGCUAUGAACGGCGAUAGAGUGACGACUCGCAGCGGUAACCGAUGAGCGGUGGACGGUGAUUUGUCUCUCGCCCUCUGUUUCUUCCUCGAGCUCAUCGAUUUUUCUGCAAUUUUUUUAUUUUCCGUCUGGGUCUAGUUUGACGGCGGCGGUGCCAAGCCCUGGUGGUCUUCGUCGAUCUGCAAUCGAUCUUGUUGCUGGUUUUACUGUUUUUUGUUGACGAAAUCGAUCAUUCUCAGCAACAACUCUGCUCUUCCUUUUGACAGUCACAACGAGGGACUAGCUACAGGGAUGCGACCAACCCACCGCACCUGUGCCCAUUUCCAACUUCCUCCGCUGUCCGCAGAAUAGCAGGAUACCCGCCGAACCAGAUUGGAAUGCUAGAUCUGCUUAUGUAUCUUCGUGUGCCCAUUUGUCAUACUGGCGUACAUCUUCUCAAUGAACUUACCAGUUGAAUGGGUGGGAAAUCAACCAAUGAAUUUAGUUAUUCAUGAGCUUAAGGGCUACAAAAAUAUGAGUGGAACAUCUUCUUGAUGAACUUUUCGAGUUGCAUGGGUGGGAAAUCAACCAACAAACUCAGGAGCUUCAAGGCUACAAAAAUACGAGUGUAAAAAUGAGAGCCUUAAGCACUGUCAGUGGUCUCACUCAUUCAAUUAAAAGAAACAGAAGCAGUCUAAUUUCUUCUGUCAUUAGAGAAGUCUACCCCUUUCGUUGUCAAGCCUUGUCAACCAUGUCAAGAGAGGAUCCCAAACUGAAGGAAAUGAUGGAUUUCAUAGACAACCUCAAGAACUAUGAGAAAGUAGGCGUACCCAAAGGUGCAGGAACAGAUUCUGAGGAUGGGUUUGAUCUUGGUAGAAUGAGGCGCCUAAUGGCGCUUCUGGGUAACCCUCAUUUCACAUUCAAGGCUGUUCAUAUUGCGGGUACUAAAGGAAAAGGAUCAACUUCUGCAUUUCUCUCCAGCAUAUUAAGAGCAGAAGGCUACUCUGUAGGUUGCUAUACUAGUCCGCAUAUAAAAACUAUUAGGGAACGUAUAACCUUGGGAAGACAUGGUGAACCAGUAUCUGCAGAGGUAUUGAAUCAUCACUUCCAAAGGGUGAGGAGAGAUCUUGAGAGAGCGGUGGAACUUGAAAACGGACGUCUUAGUCAUUUUGAGAUUUUCACCGCUAUUGCUUUCUCCCUAUUUUCUCAAGAGAAUGUAGAAAUUGCAGUUGUGGAGGUUUCACUGCUGGAUUGGGUGGUGCAAGAGAUGCUACAAAUGUAAUUAGCGCCUCUAAUCUUGCGGCAUCAAUCAUAACGACAAUUGGCGAGGAACACCUGGAUGCUUUAGGGGGUUCUUUAGAAAGUAUUGCACUUUCAAAAUCUGGAAUAGUCAAAGGUGGCCAUCCAUUAGUUCUAGGUGGCCCAUUCCUUCCACACAUUGAGCGAAUUCUCCGUUAUAAAGCGGAAUGUGUUUCUUCACCUGUGGUUUCGGCUUCUGAUGGAGGAAAUAAGAGUUCUCUCAAAGGCUUCCAUCAAAUAUGUGGCAUACCAUACCAAGUUUGUGACAUUGUGCUUCAGAUUGAUAGAGACCUUUUGCUGUCAAUAGCGUUAUUUAAUGUGAGGCUACGCAUGCUUGGGUCCCACCAGCUUAGGAAUGCAACAACAGCUGUAUGUGCAGCGCUAUGCCUUCAUAAUAAAGGAUGGAGGUUGUCUGAUGCAUCUAUUCAUGCUGGUCUAGAAAGUGCAGUUUUGCCGGGCAGAACUCAACUUUUAACUACAAAAGAAACUGAAAGGCUAGGACUACCUCCUCAUAUAAAUGUAAUGCUAGACGGAGAUCCUAAAGGAACUAUAACUUUAAGGCUUGUAAGUUCAGAUCAUAAAUGAUUUUCAGCACAUACGAAGGAAUCAGCCAGAUCAUUGGCUGAGACAGUGAGGUUGAUAUUUCCAAAGGGAAUAUUAAUUCUGGUAUUGGCUAUGGCAAGCGACAAAGAUCAUCUCGGGUUUGCAAGAGAGUUAAUUUCAGUGAAUAGUUUGGAAGCUGUAUUUUUUACGGAAGUUAACAUCGCUGGGGACAAAUCUCGAAUCACUUCAGCAUCUUAUCUGAAAGAUGUUUGGUUAAAAGCUUCACAGGAAAUGGGUAUUAACGUUCUUGGUAACGGAUAUGCAGAAUGCAAAUUUUCCGAGACUCAGUCAACACAUUCUGGAAAGGCUAGAGAAAUAUUACUUGCUGAGAAGCCAUUAAUGGCAGCUGUAAGAGUUGGAUCUCAGAUUCUGAAUGAAAGUGAGGGAAACCCUUCCCGGGUUGUGUUAGUGACGGGGUCUUUGCAUAUAGUUUCUGCUCUAUUAGCUUCCCUCCCAGAAUGAACUUUGAUAAGAAAAAGUUAAAAGGAGCGAGGAAAGUUGAAAUUUGUGGUGUUUGGUCCGAGUAAUGUCUUUCCUUUGCUCAUAUACAUUUCAUGGCCUUCUUUAAUGCUGUUUUAGAUUUUGUGAGAUAUAAAUGCCAGUUUGGGGACCCUUCAUAUUAACUUCAUUGUUUUAGAAUUUUGUCCCCCACUCUCAUUAAUGCUAUUAUCUAGAUGUUCCAGAUACGGAGUAAUGACAUAUUUGGCAUUUGUGUUUACACAAGGAGUUGCUGCAUUAAACCAUUUAAG
Messenger RNA from Cuscuta europaea, 2979 nucleotides. Lineage: Eukaryota; Viridiplantae; Streptophyta; Magnoliopsida; Solanales; Convolvulaceae. The record is from the annotation of a GenBank genome assembly.